AUGAUGGUGAAUAAUAAACUAAAAGAUACCAUCCGUCCUGGUGCAAAACUAACUGUAGAUGAAUUCAUGUUCCCUUGGUAUGGAAGAGGUGCGUACUUCAAAGAUGGGAUACCAGCAGUUAUGAAAAUCAGUGCAGCUUAUUGCCUGUGCUGGAAAGACAAAAAAACUAAUACAUUGGUUGCCACUUGUGAAACGACACUGCCAGGCCUGCCAUCACGCAAAAGAAGGUGGGACGAUGAAGGAAAUUUAUUUUUCAGAGAAGUCGCAAGGCCUAAAUUAAUCCAGCAGUAUUUUGAUGGUGCUGCAGCUAUCGACAUUCACAAUCACAUCAGGCAGAACGGAUUGGCGUUAGAGAAAGCUUGGGGCACAUAA
Parnassius apollo (apollo) is the source of this 372-nucleotide messenger RNA. The record is from the annotation of a GenBank genome assembly. Lineage: Eukaryota; Metazoa; Arthropoda; Insecta; Lepidoptera; Papilionidae.